Messenger RNA from Hipposideros armiger (great roundleaf bat), 999 nucleotides. RefSeq names its product dynein heavy chain 2, axonemal-like. The record is from RefSeq and is a predicted model, not a curated record. Lineage: Eukaryota; Metazoa; Chordata; Mammalia; Chiroptera; Hipposideridae. The annotation marks the transcript as partial. The transcript has 2 exons.
AGCCAGCAUUGGAGAAAACUGAAGUACAGAAAGAAGAAUUACAGGAGCCUGAGGUGGAUGUGAAGCCCUUUUUCCUGUCCCGAGCUGUGCUGACAGGACUGGCAGAUGCCAAGUGGACAGGGGAGCAUGAUGCCAUUCUGGAACACUUUGCCCAGGACCCUUCAGAGCCCAUCCUCACCAUCUUCAUCGACCCCUGUUUGGGACUGAAGCUAGAUCUGGGCAUGCCUGUACAGGUGGGUACUCCACUUUCCCAGACUCCAAGGUGGCCCUCCAGGGAGCUGAGGGUUCUGCAUAUCUCCAUCAUCUUUGAUUCUUAUCUCCUGUGCCCAAGGUCUGUUGAGCCUCACAGUGUGUCAGACACCCUGCUUGGCAGCAGGAUACAGACAGGAAUGAGGCAGGGUUUUGCCUUUGAUGAUCUCAUGGUCUAGUGGGGAAGACAGACAUAUAAAAAUAUUUACAAUAUAUUAUGAUGCAUGGGCAAAGCUUUAUGGGAGCUUUAUGGGAGCAAGUAAUGUAGCCAGUGGGGUGCUGGCAAGGUUUGACAAUGAAGGUGAUAUUUGAGUUGAGUAUGAAGGGUAAGUAGGAUUUCAUCUAGUCUGCGUAAGAGCUGUCAGGUAAAGAACACUUUAUGAACAAAGAAAAGAGGAGUUGUAGGAAGUGAUAUUGAAAAGAUGGUUUUGGGUCAGCUUGUGAGGGGCCUUGUAUGUUAUUAAAAGAAUUUGUCCUCUAUCCCAAAGGGAAAUAUUGGAGGCUUUCAUGGUUAGAUAAAUAACUAUUUCAACAAUGUGGAGGAUACAUUAGUGAGGGGUAAACCGUAGGUAGGGAGCUGGUUAAAAGACAGAUGUACAUGUAAGUGCAUGGUGGAAAGUUCGUGAACUUAAUUGUCUGGCCUUUCAUAUAGUAAAAUGUUAGUGGUAGAAUCUGGAUGGUGGGUGUACAGGUAAUUAUUGUAAAAUUCUUUUACGUGUGUUGUAUGUUUGAAAAUUUUGGAAAUAAAAU